AUGAAUAAAAAUUCUUCGUCAAGUGAUUCUGUAUUAAUGGAUACUUCAUCAUCAACUGUAACGACACAAUCAGAAAAUAAUGAUUUAUCUUCAACAAAUAAAAAUAUAAAACGUAAAGGUAUUAAAGAUGAAUCAUCUGGAGCAAAUAAACGUUCAAAAUUAAUUGAUAUGGUUUUUUAUGAUGGAAAUCGUCAUCCAGCUGCUGUUCUACAUGAACUUCGUCCUGAAAUAUCGUCUGAUAAAUAUUCUUUUCUAUUAGAAGAAAUUGCUCCAAAACAAACACGUUUCCGUUGUUCAGUAACGAUUGAUCAAAAUGUUUCAGAACCAAUAACUGCUAUUGGAGUUGGAAGAUCAAAACAAUUAGCAAAAAAUAUGGCUGCACAGCAAGCGUUAAUGAAAUUAUAUCCAACAUAUCGUCCACCAGAUGAAGCAAUUCUUACUGAAGAUUCUGAUUUGUAUCAACAAGGUCGAUUUACUCCAACACUUCCCGCUUCAUUACAAAAUGAUCCAACAUCAUUAAUUGAUUCAAUUCGUAAACAUUUAACAACAAAAGCUAUUGCUAUUAAAACACCAUUACAAUUAUUUAAUGAAAUUUUUAUUAAUAAUCAACGAUUAAAUACUUCAACAUUGACAAAAAAUCGUAUUGAAUUAAUUGAUAAUGAAGAAAAUCUUGUUCUUGUACGUGUUACAGCUAUGGAUCAACAAUUUUGGGGUGUUAGUGCAGCAAAAACUGUUGCACAAAAUGAUGCAUGUCAACAAGCUAUUGAAACUUUAUGUAAUGUUUCAUUUCGUAAUGCUAAAGCUGAAUUUAUUCGUGCACUUCAAUCAAUGAAUAAAAUAACAUUACCACCUGAAGUUAAAACAGAUAAUAAUAAUGACAAUCAUAAUAAUAAUGAAAAUAAUAAUAAUAAUAAUAAUAAUAAUAAUAAUAAAGUGGAAGAACAAUUAAUGACUACAGAGUUAACGUCUAUUCCAGGUGUUUCAUCAUCUUUUUUGAUACCCAAUGAUGAUGUCUAA
Molecule: messenger RNA, 1017 nt
Organism: Rotaria sp. Silwood1
Lineage: Eukaryota; Metazoa; Rotifera; Eurotatoria; Philodinida; Philodinidae
Source: the annotation of a GenBank genome assembly